This is a messenger RNA of Lepisosteus oculatus (spotted gar), 3771 nucleotides long. The record is from RefSeq and is a predicted model, not a curated record. Lineage: Eukaryota; Metazoa; Chordata; Actinopteri; Semionotiformes; Lepisosteidae.
AUAGUUUCGUUAUUUCGUCUUGGAACAGACCCAGUCUUCGUUGCAGGCUGUGUGUGUUUGCUGUCCGCUCCCGCCGGGAGGAACAUGGACGAGUUUCUGAGAGAGUUUCAGUCGCCCAGCCAAGCAGAAGUUCAGUGGCUCCAGGAUGUCUACUGUUUCACUGAGAAGAACCUGCUUCCUGUGGGAGAGCUUGCUGGGAGCUGUGUCGCCGUGCUCGCAUUGGCUGUUGUCAGGACGACACAGCAGGCGCUGGGCACUGGCCCAGACUCGGUGCCUCUCAGCUACAGGCUGGUCUCCAUGGGAGAGCUGGUUGCCAGGCAACACACGCCAUGCUGCAGUCAUGUGACCUGGAGCACAAGUCAGUUCCGAGAAUGGGCCCAGGAGGGUGAGCGGCGUGUAGCUAACUGCAGAGUCUUGCCCCGGGACAACCUUCUGCUGAUUGGCUGCCUGACAGAUCACCAUAGCAGCAGCCUGGGCAGGGAAGCUGUGUAUGAUGGGAGUUUGAGUCUGAAGGAUGGAAGUGGUUCUUUGUAUUGUGAGGUUCUCCAUCUGUCUACUGAUUGGCUGGGUCGGUUGAUGCUGUUUCCAAACUGGAACUACAUCCCCCAGAAUGCUGCAAGUUCUGGACAGAAAGUAGAGGGUUAUCUUGAGCUGUGCUGCCCCCCACUGCCUAUACUACCCAGCCCUUUGACCCUUGAACCUGAAGAACCCCUGUUUCAGGGAGCCUUAAGACCACAUGAAACUGCCAGGCUCCUCAAACAGCGGUUUCGUAGUCCUGGUGUCAGGCUGGUGGUCUGUGGGCAGGUAUCGCUACUCUGCCCUCUGCUCAACAUUGCUGGGAAGACUUUCUUCUGCUUCACACUGAGUGACAGAGAGAGAGAGAAUAGUGUGCCUAUGCUGGUCACGAACCCCUCUCUGCUGCACUGGCGGCAGUGUCUGAGUGUUGGCGUUUCUGUGGUCAUCUCCGGGCUGCGUGUGUGCACACUACGCCGUGUGGCCGCGCAACUGGUUCUCUGCCCAACUCCCCAGUCUCGCCUGUGGCCCCUGAAACACUUCAAGGCACCCUGGGAGACACCUGGGCAGGCCCAGGCAGAUACACAGGCAUUGCUGAGCAGAUGGACACAAGGACAGACAGAAGAACAGACACUGACAGACACAGAGACAGACGAACAGACAGCAGGAGACACAGAGACAGAAGGACAGACACUGACGGACACAGAGACAGAAGGACAGCCAGCAGGAGACACACAGACAGAAGGACAGACACUGACGGACACAGAGACAGAAGGACAGCCAGCAGGAGACACACAGACAGAAGGACAGACACUGACAGACACGGAGACAGAAGAACAGAGAACAGGAGAUACAUGGACACAAGAACAGACAGGAGACACACAGAAAGAAGAACAGACAGCAGGAGACACAUGGACACAAGAACAGACAGCAGGACAGAUGGAUCCUGAACCAGACAGAACUACAGGCCCAAAGACUGACCGACAGCCUGUCUCUGUUAAGCCAGUCCUGCGGUGCACAGCCAAGCGGUCCAAAGUCAUUGAUUAUAAGGGAGUGAUUUCACGGGUGCUGAUCGCAGAGGCAGGGCUUUAUGAGCUUGAUGGGGAGGUGGGGCUCUGCCUGGCCUAUCAGCAGGUUCUGAACUACGGUCGGGGCCUGAGGCCUGGAGCAGAGGUUAAGCUCAGCCAUGUCCACUUCAUGUACCGCCCCUCACCUCAUUUCCCGCCCACGUUGCUUUGCUGCUGUCUGCGGACCGCUCUGCAGAUCGAGGGGUUCAGCGCAGUGGGGUCGGAGUUCAUGCCCUUUCAUCACCAGAAGAGCCUGUAUGUCCGUGUGCUGCUGGAGAGAGAGCUGGGCGUGUCCCAGUACCUGUGGGCAUGUCACUGUGCCGCCACACUCGGAGAGAGGCUGUGUCCCCGGGUCGUGCGGCCAGGCCGGAUGCGUGCCGUGGCGGGACGGUUCCUGCGCUCCCUGCUGGCAGACUCGGAAGCAGGAGCCCCGGGGCGGAGGGACAUAUACAGAGAGAUGCUGGAGGAGCCGCACUGCUGCCCCCUGGUGGAGUACAGUGCCAACGCUCCUCCCCCCUGUCAGACCCCCUCUGUCAGCGAGCUGGUCUCUCUGGGGGAGUCUCUGGGCUGGGACUCCCUGUGUCUGCCCUCACUGCUGCCCCCUACGGCCCCCCACCUGACCAGUGCUGAGCUGAACCCCUUCUUGGCCUGGUCUGUGCUCUCCCAGCCAGCCUGGAGCCUGCGGCCGCCCGCUGUGAGUCUGUCUGCACCCUGUCCGAGUGUCAGUGUGGUGUCACAGUGUCUGCACCCCUGUCAGAGUGCCAGGGUGCCAGCGUGGUGUCACAGUGUCUGCACCCCUGUCAGAGUGCCAGGGUGCCUGUCGGAGUAUCUGUGUUGGAGGUUAAUCCCUCUCUCUCCUGUCUCUCUGUCUCCAGGCUGUCUGGUCUCAGUUCGUCGCUUCUCCAUAGUGACAGAGAGAUUCCUGAAGACUGAAUUCCCGUCCUGGAGACACCUGGAUCAGCAGCAGUACAUUAAAGAGAGGAGCUGCAGGGUAUAUGUUCAGUUCUGUGUUGGUGACCUGGAGCUGCUCAGCCCGUCGGCGGCCAUGUCUCGGCUCCGCAGCGCAGGACAGACACAGAGCCCCGGCGUGAGGAAGACUCCGGGAGACCCAGAGGGGCUGGGCGGGGCGAGGAAGACUCCGGGAGACCCGGAGGGGCUGGCGAGGAAGACUCCGGGGGACCCGGAGGGGCUGGCGAGGAAGACUCCGGGGGACCCGGAGGGGCUGGGCGGAGCGAGGAAGACUCCAGGCGACCCGGGGGUGCUGGGCGGGGCGAGGAAGAGAUUGAGAAGUGUCGCUGAAGAUGUGGAAGAGUCGGAAUGGGGGACAGGAAUGCAGAGCACAAAGGGAGCGGGUCCGAGAGCUGCCCCACUGUCAUCGAGCCCUGCCUGCACUCUGACCUCAGCUGGAUCUAUCCGGUCAGAGGUCUCGACCCCGCCGCCCUGCGUGUCAGUGCUCUUCCGGGUCCUGGAGAAGGAGGGCCUGUCCUUCCGCAAUAUGGCCUCCAACCAGGCACCUGGUCCAGCUGGGCUCAAGAUGAGCUUUGGAGCAUCUGCUGUGCUGCUUGGGGAGCCCCGUGUAUGUGCAGGGGACUCCAAUAACACCCAUCUCCCCCCGGAGGAGACAGAGAGUGGGGACAAUGGUGCCCCCUGCAGGGUGCAGCUGCUCUUCCUGGGCGGGGCCGUGCGCUGGUUCCACCUCCUGCAGCCGGGCUGCCUGUACAGGCUGUUGAACAGCUGGGAAACGGACAAAGCUGGCCUGCGGACCUCAGGCCAUCCCUCCUCCGAAACUCCCCUUCCCAUCAUGCUCCUGGGGGAGUGGGGAGCCGGGCAGCCCCGGUGCAUUAUGGGUCGUGUGCGAUGUCAUGUAGUGUGCGUCCUCUUCCUGCAGCUGCAGUGGGUGUGCUCACUGUGCAGCAGUGUCUUCAAACAGGGUCGCUGCACCAGGAAUUACCCCCCCUGUCACUCUGACAGUGGAGUCUUCCAGGCAGAGGCAAAGGCUGUGGUGGAGGAUGGCAGUGGGGAGGCCCAGGUGUGGUUUUCAACUCCGACAGUCCCAGCGCUGCUGUCAUUGGGUCCCUCAGAGUGGGAGGGGCUGCAGACGCACAUCAGAGCCAGAGGUCACCUGAGGGUCAUCCAUCGAGGGAGGAGUCCUGAGAACAGAGUGAGCGAGAGGAAAAGGAGAUGGUGCUGA